This is a messenger RNA of Symbiodinium pilosum, 1191 nucleotides long. The record is from the annotation of a GenBank genome assembly. NCBI's taxonomy places the organism in Eukaryota, Dinophyceae, Suessiales, Symbiodiniaceae.
AUGACCUGUGCUGUUGGCAAUGUGCCUCCACGCUCGUUUGAUAGCCUUAGUGUGGAAGCGCUACUGCUGUACCCUUUCGAACGGAUUGAAGACGAAUUGAGAAGGGCCUGCAAUGAAUUGGUCCAAGGGGAGGCAGCCAUCCCGCAAGGCAUUGCUCUAGAAGCAAAGAGGAUCUGGACUUUGAUGCGAGACUUGGAGCGGGCCGAUGAGGCUGGUGACGACAGCUUGGGCAAAGUGAAGGAGCUUGCACAGGCUUGGUCUCUGCUCUUGUCGCGUGUGCAGGCACAAGCUCUUGACAGAGCAGGAGUCCCACACCCUGCCAUCAUGAUACCCUCUACGGAUGACCAGCGCGACUUCUGGCACAGGUUUGCAACGGGUGUCGAAUUCUUGCCUGAGUCAGAUCUGGAGGAGGACUUACUUGCAGCACUGUCCGAAGAAUGGACCGCUGUGGCCACGAUUGGAGAAGCUCUUCGGGCUCUGAUUUCUCUAAAUGCUUCAUACACGCCACAUUCCAAGACGUCAAUUGCUGUGGCCGUUCUCGGGCCAAGCACAACACUGGAGUACCAGCGAGGAGUGGAGGACCUCCACCACAAACUUCUUGCAUGUUUGCUGGGCCUUGAUAAUACGUCAGCCUUGCGGCCAUCUGUACACCUCACAUUUUGCGGCUUAGACGUGCCUGAUGCGAUGCAUGGGCAUGCCUGGAAAGGUUGCCAGCUGGACAUAGAACACCGGCAGUGCCUCUGGCACAAUAUGAAGAUGGAUCCUACACAGGCUUUGGACUUAGUCGUCGCGAUGAACGCAGGAACAUCAGUCGCUCAGUACAGGGAGUCGUGGCGGGCCACUCUCAAAGAGCUUGCGAACCUGGAGCAAUGCCUUCUGUGGUUUACGGGUUAUACUCUGCCCGAGGCCGCCGACACCUGGAAGGAUUUGCAGGCCAACUGUCCUCGAGCUAUUUUGCUUUACUGUGGCGUGGGACGAAGCUCUACGCUGAUGGGCUUCGACCGAGUAGAGCUCGGUGCCACUCCGUGCUCGUAUCCAGGCAAAGCCAACUACUCAAUUUGUGCAGUUUGGCUUCCAGGCAGCCACGGCUCCGCGAUGGAGCAAGCUUGUUUGACAGACCAAGCACUGCCCACCUGGCCCGUGCUACUAGAAUCUGACGUUUCCUCACCAGCCAGGUCGACGCACACUUGA